AUGUUAUCCUUACUUGAUUAACAGAAAUUUUAUGGUUCAACCUAUUGGGAUACAUAUCCUGAUGACAACAUACAUGCAAUCAUACUACCCAAAGAAGGAAAAAGCGGAAUAUACAUUGGCAAUAUCUAUGCUGCAACAGAUACUAAAUUGCAUCUUCGCUACAAUAUUAAAUGCAUAUUGACUGUUUAAAUGAAAUGCUCUGUCAAAUUCUAAGGAAGCGAAUAAAUUUUAUUUCAUAAGGUGAUUCCCAUUGACAUAGAAAAUUGCGGUGAUUUAUUCAAAGCUUUUUAUGAUUCCUACAUGUUCAUUGAAAAUGGAAUCACCUAUGGGAAUGUGUUGAUCCACUGUCAAGAUUGUGUUACUAUCAGUCCUGUGUUCGUUAUAGCUUACAUGUUAUAAAAAAACGGGUUUACAGUGGAGAGAGCCUGGGAAAUUGUGAAAAUUCAGAAUCCCUUUGCAUAAGUUAGACAUCAGUUCUUUCAAUAACUAUUGAUUUAUGAAUAAUCCCUCAAUUUAGACACUUACCUUGGUUAGCCUCCAAAGGAAGGGAAACAUUUGAGAAAUGUGGAGAUAAAGGAACUAAGUAGAUUAGAGAAGAUCAGAGAGAGAGAGCAGAAACAAAAGUCAUUCAUAGAUUCGGUGUACAACAAAUAUCAUGUUGAAAACAAUUACUAAAUAGAUUACGAGGAGCUAAAGAAGCGAUAUCCAAGGAAUCAGAAUUAUUGA
Paramecium tetraurelia is the source of this 726-nucleotide messenger RNA. RefSeq lists its product as uncharacterized. The transcript is spliced from 2 exons. Gene Ontology annotation, cellular component: cytoplasm. The record is from RefSeq and is a predicted model, not a curated record. Gene Ontology annotation, molecular function: MAP kinase tyrosine/serine/threonine phosphatase activity; protein tyrosine/threonine phosphatase activity. Lineage: Eukaryota; Ciliophora; Oligohymenophorea; Peniculida; Parameciidae. Gene Ontology annotation, biological process: negative regulation of MAPK cascade; protein dephosphorylation.